AUGGUACUGAUACCAGAAGAUGUUGCAAAUGCCCAGGUCGAAGACGAUCUAGGAACCAUCAAAGCAUUAGGGCGAGUACGAGUGAGAGGACGGACAAUCAGUCUGAAGCUGGAUAGCCACAGAGUGCUAUGCGAGUCCAAAGAGAUGGUGGAUCCCAGCAAAGUCCUUCCUGAGCUGUUGCCUGAAGGUAAAACGAAAAGUUGGAGGAUUGUCAUUGCUUCUGAAAGUCAUGCUCCUCCCAGCCCAUUAAAGAGCUUAUUGGAGGAAACACAAGAGAGUGGCUCAGCUGAGUCUAUUAUUCGUGCAGUAGGUGAUUUGCUUACCAAGAUGGGGAAACCGUCAGGAGAAAACAGCAGUUACCGUCGACUGAGAGUGUUCUCAGGAACUGUGCCAACGCCAGUGGGAGAAGAGUCUCUUGAACAUUGGCUGGAACAUGCACACCUAAUGGUCGAGGAGAGCGAGUGUUCAAAUAAGGAGCAACGACGACGCAUCAUGGAAAGUCUGAAAGGCCCUGCGCUAGCAGUUGUAAAGGCUGUGCGGAAUGCUGAUCCAGAAGUUAGUCCUGCUGUGUGCUUAGAAGCCAUCGACAGUGCUUUUGGUUCUGCUGAGACUGGCGAAGACCUGUAUUUUGCCUUUAGAUUGCUAAAGCAGCAGCCAAAGGAGAAGAUGUCUGACUUUCUAAGGCGCAUAGAACUGUCAUUGACCAAAGUAGUUCGUCGGGGAGGUUUACCCACCAGUCGUACUUACCGUGCCCGAGUGGAGCAGCUGCUAAGAGGAGCUAUCCAUGCAGACAUGAUGCUUGUUCAGCUCAAACUCCGAGACAGAAAGGAAAACCCUCCAUCAUUCUUAGAACUGCUGAGUGAGAUCAGAAGGGAAGAAGAAUAUGAGUCAUCAAGGAUGAAGUUGAACACCUCUGUUCGAAGUGUCCACACAACUCCGACUACAGACAGUAGGCAGGAUGAUGUCGAGCGAUUGAGAACAGAAAUUCAGGAACUCAAGUCAAUGUUCACUGCCAUGAGUACUUUGCCUAGCCAGGUAGUAGCAGACCGCAAAAGACCUGAGGCUAUGACAAAGAUGCACACUCCAGCAAUAAGUAACCGAGAAGAAAAAAUAAAACCAGUGUUGAGAUUAACAUAUGAUGAACCUGGAAAGGCCAGUGAGCAACCUAUUACUAUAGUUCAUAGAGGAGUGACUAUUACAAUAGGCAAAAACUAG
Molecule: messenger RNA, 1215 nt
Organism: Xyrauchen texanus (razorback sucker)
Lineage: Eukaryota; Metazoa; Chordata; Actinopteri; Cypriniformes; Catostomidae
Product: paraneoplastic antigen Ma1 homolog
Exons: 1
Coding region: 1-1215 (404 amino acids)
Source: RefSeq, a predicted model, not a curated record